Molecule: messenger RNA, 1651 nt
Organism: Chelonoidis abingdonii (Abingdon island giant tortoise)
Lineage: Eukaryota; Metazoa; Chordata; Testudines; Testudinidae
Source: RefSeq, a predicted model, not a curated record
GUAUCUCAGGUGCCUAAGUAGCCCCUGGAAUCACAGAUAAUGUUGCCCCCUCUGGCCUGCCCAGUUCUGAAAUGGUGCCCCUGGUAGCUGUAGAUAAGGUGGACGGUGGGGGCUUUCCUCUCCCCAUCCCAACUUGGGGCCAUGGGGGUUGGGCCCCAUGUAAGGAGCUGUCGGGGGAGCAUGUGUGGGGAUGUUUGUUCCUUCUCUCUUCCAAGUUGGGUUCAUCAUCUCCAGGACGUGUUGGAGCCAAUCAGCAGUUUCCUAGAUGUGGGGGGUCAGUGCUCCUGUUCCUUGCAGGAAGGAGACAUAUGUUCCUGGCAGUGGAGUUUUACUUUCAAUUUCCCCAGUCAUGUGAUUUCUCUGAACUUGGAUGCAGCAUUAACCUUUUGAGUUUCACUUCUUGACCCCCAGCCCUUUCUAGCCAGUGUUCAGCUCACACAGUGUCUUCUCACUACACUUCAGCAACUGCCUUCCUAGGAAACAAAGCCGAGCUGCAGUAGCUGCUUCAUCCCAGAUACAGGGAACCGGAACAUCUGAAAGCUGCAAGGUAAUGAUGUACGAGUGACCCUUCUUACUCGACAGUUUAGCAUCUUAAAAUGUCAAGCUAUGUCAUUCAAGUUGCCAACAACAGUAAGGGAUGUGUCACCGUUGUUGUUAGUAUCAAUCCGGUAUUACGAUCCUUGGGUGAUUCUCUGGUUGUGACUGUCCCUGGCUAUGAGCUCCUCAAGUCAUUCUUCACUAAAGAUGAGCGGAGAGUUUCACCGGGGGAAACCUCAGUUGUAAACGAAGUUGGUAUCCGGAAAAUUUUCACCUAUGGAGUUGGGUUGACAGGAGCAGAAUGCUAUUACAUUACAGUGACCAGAGAGGAUGAUGAGUGGGUGGCUGUGUGUCAAACUCCUCUGCAUUGCACCUGGAUUGUGGAUGACGACAAAAUCUACCAGGAAGAUAAACCGUCGAUAUGCAAACCAUUUGGUUUUUCAGCUGAAAAAUCCAGCUACAUCAUUAAAGUUACCAACAAAACCGAGGAAGUCAUCAGUGCUGGAAUAGCAGAUCUUCAUGAACCACAAGUGAGCACUGGUCUAAUAGUAAUUUCAAGCCAUGUGAUAGACCCUUACUUCAAGUCAGGGGUUACAGUUUGUCCAGGAGAAACAAAAACUAUUCAGAAAGUGAUCCCCAGUAAUUUAUCCUCCUACAAAUCCAUCGCUAAUGAUAUGUCAACCUAUUCUAUAAAGGUGAUCAGGGAAAGGGAUAAACAGAUCGCUCAGUGUAACACCCCUUUGCAUUGCACCUGGAUCGUGGAGAGCCAUGGAAUGUGGCAAGAAAAUAAACCUACAGAAGUUUACAAAUUUCAAUAACAUGCUUUUCUCCUGCUGCUUGCUUAUAAAAAUAUGGAGAAGAUGACCCCAAUGAAUACGCCUUAUAAAUCCAUGGGGCUUCGCCAGUAUUUGCUUUAGGAGCCAACACAACAGUUGUAUGUGUCCUGGUGACUAAAUAUGUGAAUUAAUCAUUUGCAACAAAUAAUUUAUCUGACAAUUUUUUUCAAUUUUGAAUAAAUCACUUGCAAAUAAUUUCUUAGCAUAUAGCCAGUUCCACUGAGGCAAAUGUAUUCACCACUUUUUUGUGACAAUCGAAUAAACUCUCUAUGAAUAUA